Messenger RNA from Capronia epimyces CBS 606.96, 1920 nucleotides. RefSeq names its product phospholipid:diacylglycerol acyltransferase. Gene Ontology annotation, molecular function: phospholipid:diacylglycerol acyltransferase activity. The transcript has a single exon. The record is from RefSeq and is a predicted model, not a curated record. Bases 1 to 1920 code for a protein of 639 amino acids. Gene Ontology annotation, biological process: lipid storage; triglyceride biosynthetic process. Gene Ontology annotation, cellular component: cytoplasm; perinuclear endoplasmic reticulum. NCBI's taxonomy places the organism in Eukaryota, Fungi, Ascomycota, Eurotiomycetes, Chaetothyriales, Herpotrichiellaceae.
AUGUCUGCCCUGCGUCGCCGAGUAGGCAACAUCCUUCGAGAUUCGCCGUCUCCCUCUCCCUCUCCCAGUCGAGAUAGCACCCCUGAUCCUAACGACAACAUCAAGCUGGUGUCGGAAAAGAAGCUCGAGAAGCUCACAAAAGGCAAGAACAGCAAAAGGAGGACCUGGCUCGUUUUUGGACUUGGGGGCCUGCUCGGCUUGCUCCUAGCACUGGUGUUUGCGCAAUCGCAAGAUGUAAUCAAGCUGGAAGGACUGUUGGAGAUGAAUCUGGAUAGCUUGAUGGAUGCAAUCCCUGCUGGGAUCGUAAAAGAUGUCAAAGAUUUGUCCCAAGCCGAGCGGGAGGCCGUCAACUACGACUCUUUCGCGGUUGGGUUACACUUGCAAUCGCAGGGUAUCUCGGCGCAACACCCAGUCAUCAUGGUCCCCGGGGUGAUCUCAACAGGGUUAGAAUCCUGGUCUACAGGCGAAAAAUCGAGACAAUACUUUCGAAAGAGACUAUGGGGUUCAUGGUCAAUGAUGAGAGCACUUGUACUAGAUCAGCCAUUAUGGAAAAAGCAUAUCAUGUUGGAUAAAGAGACGGGACUCGACCCUCCAGGAAUCAAACUUCGAGCAGCCCAGGGUUUCGACGCUACUGACUUCUUCAUCACUGGGUAUUGGAUAUGGAACAAAAUCCUGGAGAAUCUCGCCACCAUCGGGUACGAUCCAACGAAUUCGUUUACGGCCUCUUACGAUUGGCGGCUUUCGUAUGCCAACCUUGAGUACCGCGAUCAAUAUUUCACCAGGCUGAAGAACUAUAUCGAGGUGGCCCAUAUGACUUCUGGCAAGAAGCCCGUCAUAGUUUCACACUCGAUGGGCGGUCAGGUCCUUUUCUAUUUCAUGAAAUGGGUCGAGCACAAAGAUCACGGGAAAGGAGGAGCUCGGUGGGUCAAUGAUCAUAUCGACUCUUGGAUCAACAUUUCUGGGUGUAUGCUUGGAACGGCCAAGGACAUUCCUGCUGUCUUGUCUGGUGAAAUGAAGGACACGGCUCAGCUAAAUGCGUUUGCUGUCUACGGUCUCGAAAAAUUUCUGUCCAAGGAAGAUCGUGCAGAACUGUUUCGAGCGAUGCCAGGGAUUUCCUCUAUGUUGCCAAAGGGUGGCGAAGCUGUCUGGGGAAAUAGCACCUGGGCGCCGGACGAUCUAGCCUCCUCACAACAGAACACCAGUUAUGGGCUCUUUAUCUCUUUUCAACCGGAUCAGAACUCCACCAAAUUACCGAGCAAAAACUUGACAAUGACGGAGACUUUUGAAUAUUUGAUGAAUAGCACGGAGCCGUGGUACCAGAAACAAAUUAAGGGUUCAUAUUCCCAUGGAGUGGCACAUACAAAAGCAGAGGUCGAGAGAAAUGAAGACAGACCUGAGACUUGGGUGAAUCCACUGGAGGCCCGACUUCCGCUCGCACCUGACAUGAAGAUUUAUUGUUUCUACGGCAUCGGAAAGCCUACGGAAAGAGCCUACUUCUACAAGGAAAACGAGAACCUUGUGCACGGGACUGUCAACAUCUCCAUCGACACCUCUGUCACCUCGCCGAAUGGCCGCUUACAGGAGAUUGGCUCAGUCGAUCAUGGCGUGGUUUUCGGAGAAGGGGAUGGGACGGUAAACCUGUUAUCCACAGGAUAUAUGUGCGCCAAAGGGUGGAAAAAGAUCAAACGAUACAAUCCUGCAGGAACCAAAAUCAUUACGUAUGAAAUGCCGCACGAGCCAGACAGAUUCAAUCCUCGAGGCGGUCCUAACACUGGCGAUCACGUUGAUAUUCUUGGGAGAAGUAGCCUGAAUGACUUGAUCCUACGGGUGGCCGGGGGGGAGGGAGAUCAGAUCGAGGAGAACUACCAGAGUCGCAUCUGGGAGAUCAGCGAGAGAGUUCAGAUAUCUGAAGAAGGAUGA